Messenger RNA from Nicotiana attenuata, 4021 nucleotides. Its product is annotated as ABC transporter B family member 9-like. The record is from RefSeq and is a predicted model, not a curated record. The coding region runs from base 42 to 3854 and encodes 1270 amino acids. The transcript has 12 exons. NCBI's taxonomy places the organism in Eukaryota, Viridiplantae, Streptophyta, Magnoliopsida, Solanales, Solanaceae. Gene Ontology annotation, biological process: transmembrane transport. Gene Ontology annotation, cellular component: membrane. Gene Ontology annotation, molecular function: ABC-type transporter activity; ATP binding; ATP hydrolysis activity.
AAGGAAAACAAGAAGAAGAAAAUUAGAAUAAGUAGAAAACAAUGGCAGAAGGAGGAGAGCCUUCAUCUGCAAGGAGAAAAGAAGAAGAUGAUCAGAAAGUUCCAUUUUAUAUGCUUUUUGCAUUUGCAGACAGAACUGAUGUAAUAUUGAUGUUGUUUGGAACUUUGGGUGCUAUUGCAUCUGGAAUUUCAAAGCCAUUGAUGUCUCUUAUUUUUGGUGAUCUUGUUAACUCUUAUGGGAAAUCAAACCAAUCUAACAUUCUUGAUCAAGUUUCUGGGAUAUCCCUUAAGUUCGUCUACUUGGCCAUUGGUUCAGGCAUAGCUUCAGUAUUCCAGAUAGCAUGUUGGGUGGUAACUGGAGAAAGGCAAGCAACUCGAAUAAAAUGCUUAUACCUGAAAACAAUCCUAAGACAAGAUAUUGGUUUCUUUGAUACUCAAUCGGCAACAGGGGAAUUUAUUGAAAGAAUGUCGGGAGACACUAUUCUAGUUCAAGAAGCCAUGGGCGACAAGGUUGCGAAUUUCAUUAUGAACAUCUCAACUUUCAUUGGAGGAUUUGUAGUCGCAUUUAUCAAAGGAUGGCUCCUCACUCUAGUUUUACUCACAUCCAUUCCUGCAACCGCCAUUAGCUUUGGAUGUGUGGCAUUAGUCUUGUCCAAAAUGUCAGGGAGUGGACAAGUUGCUUAUGCAGAUGCAGGAAAGGUAGUAGAACAAACAGUGGGAGGAAUUCGAACGGUUGCUUCUUUCACAGGAGAGAAGUUGGCUAUAGAAGAUUAUAACAGUAAGCUGGAAAGUGCUUAUAGUGCUACCAUCAAACAAGCGUUGGCUUCGGGACUUGGACUUGGCACAAUACUAACGCUUAUCUUCUUUAGUUAUGGACUUGCCAUAUGGUAUGGAGCCAAAUUGAUCAUAGAGAAAGAUUACAAAGGUGGCGAUAUCAUAAGUGUAAUUUUCGCAGUUAUGUUAGGUGGAAGUUCGCUAGGUCAAGCAUCUCCAAGUUUGAAUGCCUUUUCAGCAGGGCAGGCUGCAGCAUACAAGAUAUUCGAGACAAUUAAACGUACACCAAAAAUCGAUCCAUAUGAUCCUAGUGGGAUCGAAUUGGAAGAUAUUAAAGGAGAAAUUGAGCUUAAAGAUGUGUAUUUUAAGUAUCCAGCAAGACCGGAUGUGCAAAUAUUUUCUGGAUUCUCGUUAUAUAUUCCAAGUGGUAAAACAGCAGCCUUAGUCGGGCAAAGUGGAAGUGGAAAAUCAACUGUUAUUAGUCUGCUAGAGAGAUUCUAUGACCCCGAAGCUGGUGAAAUACUUAUAGACGGAGUUGAAAUUAAGAAAUUUCAACUCAAGUGGUUGAGACAACAAAUGGGGCUAGUAAGUCAAGAGCCUGUGUUAUUUGCGACAACUAUACGGGAGAACAUAAUAUAUGGGAAAGAAAAUGCUAGUGAAGAGGAGAUCAGGAAUGCAAUCCAGCUCGCUAAUGCAGCUAAAUUUAUUGACAAGCUUCCGAAGGGGCUGGACACGAUGGUUGGUGGACACGGUACUCAGAUAUCUGGUGGGCAAAAGCAAAGAAUCGCCAUUGCGAGGGCCAUUUUGAAAGAUCCAAGAAUUCUUCUACUUGACGAAGCGACUAGUGCGUUGGAUGUGGAAUCAGAACGCAUUGUACAAGAUGCUCUAAGUAAUAUUAUGGUAAAUAGGACGACUGUGGUUGUUGCCCAUCGCCUGACAACCAUUAGAAAUGCUGAUCUCAUUGCAGUGGUGCAUCUUGGGAAAUUGGUUGAACAAGGAACCCAUGAUGAGUUAAUCAAAGAUCCUGAAGGAGCAUAUUCUCAACUUGUUCAAAUGCAGCAAAAGACUAAGCACGUCGAAAACACCAAAGGAAAAGAAAUUGAGGAACUGAACGCACCAAAACGUUUGAGUUAUUCGAAGAAUGUUUCUGGUAGGAGUAGGAGAUUCUCUCUUUCAGGCCGGAAGUCUGCGAGCAAAGGAUCAAGCAGUAAAUUUUCCUUUGCAUAUGACUUGGGAGUUUCUGGUGUCGUUGAUUUCCAUGAAAGUAUCCGAAGGGAAGAUGGAGCUGGAACCAGUGAGUAUAUUGCAGAUACUAAGAAAAAAGUCUCCACUCAAAAGCUAAUGUCACUCGCAUACCUAAAUAAGCCUGAACUUCCCAUAAUGCUAGUGGGAACCGUAGCUGCUGCUAUAAAUGGUAUGGUUUUCCCUGUAUUUGGUCUUCUGGUAUCAACGAUUAUUAAAAUCUUUUACGAAUCACAUCAUGAGCUACGAAAGGAUUCUCGAUUUUGGGCUCUAAUGUUUGUGGUUAUCGGAAUUGUCGUCAUGAUUGUUUCACCUUUGCAAAAUUAUGCAUUUGGAGUUGCUGGUGCAAAACUGAUCCAACGAAUACGUUCCAUGACAUUCUCUAAGUUGGUAUACCAAGAGAUUAGUUGGUUUGACGACCCUGCAAACUCAUGUGGUGCUAUAGGUGCAAGACUAUCUAGUGAUGCUUCGACUAUCCGGAAUAUGGUGGGAGAUGCAUUAGCAACAUUAGUUCAAAAUAUUUCCACUAUUGUAACUGGUUUAGUGAUAGCUCUGAUCGCGAAUUGGAUUCUUGCACUUAUAACCAUUGCUAUAAUGCCUCUUCUGGCUUUGCAAGGAUAUAUACAGAUCAAACUUUUGCAAGAGUCAAAUAAUGAAGCCAAGCUAAUGAAUGAAGAAGCAAGUCAAGUUGCAAAUGAUGCUAUUGGGAGCAUUAGAACUGUUGCAUCAUUUUGUGCGGAAGAGAAAGUGAUGGAAAUGUAUCAAAAGAAAUCAGAAGCUCCUUUGAAACGAGGAGUGAAAAACGGAUUAGUUAGCGGAGUUGGUUUAGGAUUUAGUAAUUUCGUGCUAUUCUGCCUUUACGCGUUAGCAUUCUACCUUGGAGCCGUUCUUGUGAAGCAUGACAAAGCAAAAUUCUCAGAAGUUUUUAAGGUCUUUUUUGCUUUAACGAUGGCAUCGAUCGGGCUUUCUGUUCUUAGCAACCUUCCCUCUGAUCUGAGUAAAGGUAAAGGAGCUGCUGCAUCAAUAAUCGAAAUACUCGACAGCAAACCAAGAAUUGAUUCUAGUAGCAAUGAGGGCAUUACAUUAGAUGCUAUCGAAGGCAAUAUCGAACUCCAGCAUAUUAGCUUUAGAUAUCCCACAAGACCAGACAUGCAAAUCUUCAGAGACUUGAGCUUGAGCAUUCCUGCUGGAAAGACAGUUGCGCUCGUUGGAGAAAGUGGUUCGGGGAAGUCAACAGUGAUAAGCCUGCUAGAGCGAUUUUAUGAUCCCGAGCAAGGUAACAUAUAUCUCGACGGAGUUGAAAUUAGGAAGUUCAAUUUAAGAUGGUUGAGGCAACAAAUGGGAUUGGUAGGUCAAGAGCCAAUACUAUUCAAUGAAACAAUUAGUUCUAAUAUUGCUUAUGGUAGAGAAGGAGAAGUGACUGAGGAAGAAAUCAUUUCAGUAGCAAAGUCAUCAAAUGCACAUAACUUCAUAUCUUCAUUGCCAAAUGGUUAUAAAACAACAGUUGGAGAAAGAGGGGUUCAAUUAUCUGGUGGACAAAAGCAAAGAAUCGCCAUCGCGAGGGCCAUAUUGAAGGAUCCGAAAAUACUUCUACUUGAUGAGGCGACUAGCGCGCUUGAUACAGAGUCAGAACGUAUAGUACAAGAAGCGUUAGAUCGAGUGAUGGUGAAUAGAACAACUGUCGUCGUUGCACAUCGACUAACGACAGUUAAAAAUGCAGAUGUUAUUGCAGUUGUUAAAAAUGGUGUUGUUGCUGAGAAGGGAACACAUGAUAUGCUCAUGAAUAAUCCUCAAGGGGUAUAUGCAUCUUUGGUUGCACUUCAGACAGGAACUGCUUAAUUCAAGAACUCUAGCUUUAAGCAUGGCAAAAGAUUUUGUAUUUGUUGGAUAUUAUCCUAAAGUUUUUUUUUUUUUUUUAAUAUGGAAAUGUUUACAUUAUUAUCUUCCUAUAGUUUACAAUUUGCACAAUGUAUAGUGAAAUAAGUCAUUGUUUACAAUGAAAUGGA